Messenger RNA from Scheffersomyces stipitis CBS 6054, 456 nucleotides. RefSeq lists its product as uncharacterized. Bases 1 to 456 code for a protein of 151 amino acids. The transcript has a single exon. The record is from RefSeq and is a predicted model, not a curated record. Lineage: Eukaryota; Fungi; Ascomycota; Pichiomycetes; Serinales; Debaryomycetaceae.
AUGGCUGCACCCAAAUCACCCAAACUUGAGAAAUAUAUAAGGCGAACAGGAAUAAACCCAUAUGAUAUUGAGCAGGAAAUUCGAUUCCCAUAUUAUAUUCAUUUCAUUAAUGAGGAAAAAUCAGUUAUCAAGUACGACUUCGGAACAGUUCAGACUAGAUUGGAUAUGAUCAUUACUGAGAGGACAGGUAUAUAUUCAAAAUCAGGAGAUGACUACAUUAUCAAGGAUAUUCACGGGAAUGUCAAGUUAGUAUUUAACAAACAUUAUGCUGGCGAAAUUGGAUUGGCAGAAGUAAUUGAAGACUACCGCAUGAAAGCAAUCGAAGCUGGCAUAAACACAGAUAUGGUUCCAAAUUCAAGAUACUUGACAAAGGAAAUAUCCAACAGAGAUAUUGAGAAGUACAAGAAGAAGUAUCGCAGGUACUUGGAUAAGAAAUUUAAUAUACUACUUGAGUAA